GGGAUUCUGCAGGCUCGGGAAAACGCCAUCUUUAAACCCCAGAAGAAACCACAGUUGAGCGCCGGGGAUCAACGACACACUGUGCUUGCGUUGGGUUACAAUUUUGCGGACAUCAUCAUGAUCAGUUUGUUGACCAGCGAAACAAAUAAGCAACUAAUUGAAAGGACUGUAAAUACUCAACCAGGCCACGUUGUAUGGUCUUAAAAUUGUACUAUCAGAAGGCUAAUAUCAACAACAAUACCAGCUAGACUGAAAGACAACGGACGAGUAAUCAAGGCGUUGUUAUUGCUUGUUUCCAUUGGUGGCUUGUUAGCUAGCUUGCUAACCUGUCUUGAAGUCGGUUUGACAUUUACAUUACGUUGUUUUAAAAGGCUUGAUUUGGGACUCGACUGUGUGGCUGCAGUUUUAGUCCCGACUUCACUCCUCCCCAGCGGCCCAGCCGGAGAUGCGUGGAAGAUGUCGGUUUCGGGGCUGAAGGCCGAACUGAAGUUUCUAGAGUCCAUUUUUGAUCCAAACCACGAACGAUUCAGAAUUAUUGACUGGAAGCCGGAUGAGCUAAACUGUCAGUUUAAUGUGACUGGAGAAAAACUGUUGAUUAUACAUUGCAACAUUACGGAAUCGUACCCCUCCACACCUCCAAUCUGGUUUGUGGACUCUGAUGACCCGAGCCUGACACAAGUGUUGGAGCGCCUGGAAGAUGUCAGAAAGGGCAGCACCCUGCUCCUGCAGCAGCUAAAGCGGCUCAUCUGUGACCUCUGUCGGCUGUACAACCUGCCCCAGCACCCAGAUGUAGAGAUGCUGGACCAGCCCCUCCCUGCCGGCCCUGUAGGACAAGACCGAAAGCAUGGGGUCACAGACGAGGUCACGUCCGAAGAGGAGGAAGAAGAGGAAAUGGGAGAGGACAUUGAAGACCUGGACCACUAUGAGAUGAAAGAGGAGGAGCCAGUGGAUGGAAAGAAGUCUGAGGAUGACGGCAUCGAGAAGGAGAACCUGGCCAUCCUGGAGAAAAUCCGCAAGAACCAGAGGCAGGACCACUUGAACGUAAGUGCUCAUUCGGGUGCGGUGUCUGGUUCAGUGCAGGCCUCAGACCGCCUCAUGAAGGAGCUCCGGGAGAUAUACCGGUCCCAGAGUUACAAGAUGGGUAUCUAUUCAGUGGAGCUGGUCAAUGACAGCCUGUAUGAAUGGCACGUCAAGCUGAGAACCGUAGAUCCAGACAGUCCCCUACACAGUGACCUGCAGGUUUUAAAGGAAAAGGAGGGAAUGGAUUACAUUCUGCUAAACUUCUCAUAUAAAGAUAAUUUCCCUUUUGAUCCACCAUUUGUACGGGUGGCUUCUCCUGUGCUGUCUGGAGGUUAUGUUCUUGGAGGGGGUGCCCUGUGCAUGGAGCUUCUCACAAAGCAGGGCUGGAGCAGUGCCUAUUCCAUAGAGUCUGUAAUCAUGCAGAUCAACGCCACUUUAGUCAAGGGAAAAGCCAGAGUUCAGUUUGGAGCCAAUAAGAACCAAUACAAUCUUGCCAGAGCACAGCAGUCAUACAAAUCCCUGGUCCAGAUCCAUGAAAAGAACGGCUGGUACACUCCCCCUAAGGAGGAUGGUUAAGAGGACUGUUGCCAUGCCUCCACUGGGACCACAUGUCUUAGGAGCACCCCCCCUCCCUCAUUUUCUUUUCCCUCUAACUGGAGUUGUUUUCAUUGGGAGUUUGAUCCCCAUUCUGUUACCAUGAGAACCGACCAACCAAUGGUUAAAACCCCUCGCUGACCAACCACCUUAUCCACUUUGCAAUAGGGGAUCCACCCUCUUGCUAUUUAUCUUUCUCUCACUUGUGCAAUCGCUCCCUCUGUGUUCUUCCUGUUACAAUCUCACCCCUAAUCCCCUGAGCAUUGAAUUAGCUCCAUAUCUUGUGCAACUCCCUUAAAUCCUACUCUGGGCAAGCAAAGUAGAGCUUACUUACUGCCUGUGAUUUCGGGUCAAGGUUGAGGCAUGGCUUUUGCUAGUGAUUUGAAGCUCUCCGUCAGUCGCGUGACGGGCUGAGAUUCUCCUUCCACAGACUGGAACAGAGAAUGACAGGUGACAUUCCCCUUGUGACAGUGGAGGCUGGGAUGGACAAUGACACGCUGGUAGUGGGAAUGAGCACCACCUCACUCCCCAUGGAUGGCCUCUGUCAUAUCUGUGCUUGUGUAUCUAUCUGUAUAUUGCCAUGAUUCCUCCUUCUGGAAUAACAUGUCCUCCUAAAGAUAGCUUCCUUAAACAACGCCUGGUCUACAAAAGUCAAAGACCCUGAAUGGAGAGAGGAGAGCUAAAAACUCCUGACCAAUGUGGGACUGAGACGGCUUAAUGGAGGAUAUCCUGUUGAGCACAAGAGGUGGAGGCGCCUCCACCCAGCCCAAUCUCUCAGGCUGCUUUUGGAAAUAUGACCAGGCUUAGCAAAGGCAGGUUGGAUUUAAUCACUGUAAUGUAGUUGAAUUUAACUCCAUGUAAAGUUGUAUUUCUGAGAAUUGAUUUAAUUGUUUUUAACGUAAAUUUGUGUGGGUUUUGUGGUUCAAGCGGGCGGAGACUGGGGGCAUCAAUUUCUCAAGGUGUAUUUCAGAUGGAGGAUAAAGCAUUUGCUUCAUGGACACUCUUGCAGAAGUUAAAAGGAACACCUUUAAACCAUGUUUUUAUGUAAGCAUAAUGACUACUAUUGUUUUUUGUUUUCCUGUAUAAAUUGAAAUACUUUUGUUAGUGGUUUCAUAUGUUCAAAAGUGACACCAUUCCUUUUACUCAAUGACACAGUGGUGGUUUUUGGGCUUUCCAAAUAUGCUGGCUAAUUUCCCCGGUGACUCAAACUUGAUGAACCUUUCAGUAAGGCUCUGCACACAAUCGUUAAGAGGUAAUAUGUACACACAAUAAUUUGAAAACGUCUCAGUGCAGUCCCCUGUCUAAUUUGAAUCCAUGGUCUAACUAGCUUGUUCACACUCCCAGAUCGCCCAUCCAUGGUCUAACUAGCUUGUUCACACUCCCAAAUCGCCCAUCCAUGGUCUAACUAGCUUGUUCACACUCCCAAAUCGCCCAUCCAUGGUCUAACUAGCUUGUUCACACUCCCAGAUCGCCCAUCCAUGGUCUAACUAGCUUGUUCACACUCCCAAAUCGCCCAUCCAUGGUCUAACUAGCUUGUUCACUCCCAGAUCGCCCAUCCAUGGUCUAACUAGCUUGUUCACUCCCAGAUCGCCCAUCCAUGGUCUAACUAGCUUGUUCACUCCCAGAUCGCCCAUCCAUGGUCUAACUAGCUUGUUCACUCCCAGAUCGCCCAUCCAUGGCUCGUAGUUGCAGUGGACUUCACUUCAUACCACAUGCUCAAUAAUCAAAUAUUUUCAGGUCUGACUGUAAGGUGUGUGUGUGUGUGUGUGUGUGUAGUAAUGCCUUCAACAAAAGACAGGCCCACUCAUUUCCAUCCUUUGCCUCCCCUCUCUGGUACCCUGUUUUCUACCUGAUUAUUCACUUGACCUCAUGAUCUUGGUUGUCAGUGAUGGAAAUAACUUUUUCAAAGGAACCCCUAACUCAUGACCAUCCUCAGCACUGUCAAACCUGGAGCAUGCCAAGUCUUAGCUAUUUGAGUAAUAUGCAGAAUAUUGUGUGACGCAUUUGAUUUAAUGUUAUUACACACAUUAAUGGGUGCUUUUUUUAUGUGGGUAUUAUCCACGCUGUUAGAAGUACGUUGUCGCAAAAACCAGCAUAGGAACCAGCUUGUUCCUAGUAAAUAUUCUGCUUUUCACCCAUGUGAAAUAUACUAAUAAUGUGUAAUUAAGCUCCAUCUACCUUGUAUUUGUUGUAAAGUCAGCCACCCCACCUGUACAACACCAUGCAUCACGUUAUGUCAAAAAUGGUGGCACUGAAGACUCAUUUAGACGUUUAUUACUAUUCACUCAAUAUGGUGACUGACUUUAUUACUAAAUAUGUCUACUACACAUGGAUAACUGUUGAUUGUUGUCUUAGCCGUUAGGUAUUGGUAUCAAGUGUGCUACAGCUUUCCCACAUGGCUGACCUCAUUGUGAACAUGCCCUGGCUAGAAACUCCCUCCCUGUGUUCUCUGGAGAAGCAAACUCAGGAAUACAUAGCUACUGCACACUUGACUUAGCAAGAUGCAAGUUUUUUUAAACUAUUGUUUACUUCCAAAUGUAUUUUCCCCUCCUAUAAUUACAGUAACCAUUGGCUUGCGCGCUCUCCAUUUGGCUUGUCUAUCUUUUUAAAGUAGUCACUGGUAAGACUGUGGUAACAGGGUGUAGUGGAGUGAUGAGGUGGGAGGGACAUAGGCCACACAUCUCAUACAAUCCCUCAGAUCAGUUUUGUGAUGCAGAAAGGUGAACUAACGCUUUACCUCACCCAUUUAAGCUCAUUGUCUUGGGUCGUUGUUUCUAAUCUAGGACAUCAUCGUGAUCCUGUACCUCCUGGUUUUGUAGUGUUUAGCAUGUAGAUAUCUCAGAAAUGACUUUCACUCUAGGGACUAGGGUGUGUGUGGGGACUGGACAUUUUUGAUUUGUCAGGUUGGAUCAUUUUGUAUUCUCUUGCAGAGGUCGGUAGAUGCUGUCUCUGUAAACCCAGUCUCUGGGAACAGAUGAUUCAUGUAGGACAGACUCUCACCAGAUUAGUUCUAAAGGAUACCAAUUGCAAAAAUGCUGUCUCCAACAGUUAUGGGCGUCCCACCCGUGUGUUAGAAGUAUGAGAUAUAAAACUAAUGGACUACUAUACUAUUCUGUCCACCCCAGAGCAGUACUCCAACUCUUACUGUUUAAAUCCCUGUGCCAUCAGAGCAGACGUCAAAAGGGCUUUUAACUCCGUGGAAGGCCCCAUGUCUGUUCUACUGUCAGGUGUGCAGUGAAUUACAGCUCUUAUACAGAUCCAGACCAGUUGUCUGACUAACAGCCCAGUGCGUUGGGAGAUUUUGGUUUGAGACCUAAAAUGAAUUAUUGGUUCCUUUUUUUUCUGGCUUCAUUUUGUGAUUGGCGUUUGAGCGGGUUAUGAAGUUAUGCACUGUUGGCAUGCUUUGGUUUUAUUUUGUUUCUCAUUGCAAGGGUCAUUUUGACCGUGUACAGUACUUUGUAAACUUGCAUCAAGUUUAUGAAUAAAGGAUUUUAUUAAAUA
Molecule: messenger RNA, 5115 nt
Organism: Oncorhynchus gorbuscha (pink salmon)
Lineage: Eukaryota; Metazoa; Chordata; Actinopteri; Salmoniformes; Salmonidae
Product: ubiquitin-conjugating enzyme E2 Q2-like
Exons: 13
Coding region: 457-1596 (379 amino acids)
Source: RefSeq, a predicted model, not a curated record